UCGGUCUCUACAUAAGCACUGAGGCAUGCACGACCUCCAGCCGUGCCGCUGCGUGGUGCUAGCAGGAACCCAGCAGUCACCCGAGCUGAAGAUAGCCUUAGAUCGGGAGCAGCAGAAGAGCAGGAAACUGGAGGUUAGCAUGAAGAAUCUCGAUAGAGAGAUGAAGAGAUCUGAUGAGUUGCUGUAUCAGAUGAUACCUAAGCCGGUCGCAGACAGGCUGCGCUCGGGAGAAGCUGCUAUCAACACGUGUGAGGUGUUCGCGAACGUGACAGUCAUGUUCAGUGACGUGGUCGGGUUCGCGGAGAUAUGUCAGAACAUCACACCGAUGGGCGUAGUCGAUCUGCUCAACCACAUGUACACGCGCUUCGACGAGUUGAUAGAGCUUCACCGCGUCUACAAGCAUGUCAUCACGUGA
Molecule: messenger RNA, 415 nt
Organism: Priapulus caudatus
Lineage: Eukaryota; Metazoa; Priapulida; Priapulimorpha; Priapulimorphida; Priapulidae
Product: soluble guanylate cyclase 88E-like
Exons: 4
Coding region: 26-415 (129 amino acids)
Biological process (GO): response to oxygen levels; nitric oxide-cGMP-mediated signaling; cGMP biosynthetic process
Cellular component (GO): guanylate cyclase complex, soluble
Molecular function (GO): guanylate cyclase activity; oxygen sensor activity
Source: RefSeq, a predicted model, not a curated record